Molecule: messenger RNA, 948 nt
Organism: Momordica charantia (bitter melon)
Lineage: Eukaryota; Viridiplantae; Streptophyta; Magnoliopsida; Cucurbitales; Cucurbitaceae
Gene: ANNAT8
Product: annexin 8
Biological process (GO): response to water deprivation; response to cold; response to heat
Cellular component (GO): plasma membrane; cytoplasm
Molecular function (GO): calcium-dependent phospholipid binding; phosphatidylserine binding; calcium ion binding
Source: RefSeq, a predicted model, not a curated record
AUGGCCACUUUAAUUGCUCCCAAAGACUUCUCUCCUGUUGAAGAUGCAGAGAAUAUCAAGAAGGCUUGUUUAGGUUGGGGGACAGAUGAGAAGGCCAUAAUCUCCAUUUUAGGCCACAGAAAUGCAACUCAAAGGAAGCUUAUAAGGUUGGCUUAUGAAGAAAUCUACAAUGAGGAUCUCAUUAACCAACUCAAAUCUGAGCUUUCUGGAGACUUUGAGAGAGCUAUAUGUCAUUGGACACUUGAUCCUGCUGAUAGAGAUGCUGUUUUAGCGAAUGCUGUACUAAAAGCGUCGAAACCUGAUUACCGUGUCAUCAUCGAAAUAGCGUGUGUUCGGUCUGCAGAAGAGCUUUUGGCAGUAAAACGUGCAUAUCGGUUUCGGUUCAAGCAUUCCCUCGAGGAAGAUGUUUCCUCCUGCACGAAUGGAGAUAUCAGACAACUUCUGGUGGCAGUUGUUAGUUCCUACCGAUAUGAAGGCAAUGAGAUUGAUGAAAGCACUUCACAUUUUGAAGCAAACAUUCUUCAUGAUGCAAUCAAAGCCAAAGCUUUCAACCAUGAAGAAAUUAUCAGAGUCCUUAGCACAAGAAGUAAGCCACAGCUCAAUGCAACUUUCAAUCACCAUAGAGAUAUCCAUGGCUCUUCUAUCACCAAGGGUUUGAUGGGUGAACCAGGUGAUGAGUAUCUUGCUGCAUUAAGAACUGUUAUCAGAUGCAUUAGAGAUCCAAAAAAGUAUUAUGCAAAGGUUCUGCGAAAUGCGAUGAAUGCGGUCGGGAUCGACGAAGACGCUCUUAGCAGAGUGAUUGUGACAAGAGCAGAAAAAGAUUUGAAGGAGAUCAUGGAACUGUAUCUGAAGAGAAACAAUAUAUCUCUUGAGAAAGCUGUGGCCAGAGACAUAGGAGGAGACUACAAGGCAUUCCUUCUGGCAAUUCUGGGCAGUGAUGAGCCUUAA